AUGGUUGAAGAAGACAUAGCCGAAGCCAUGGAAUCGGCCGAUGACGUGGAGAUGGAGGAAGUGAAUGAGGAAGAAACGGAAGAAGGUGAAUCAAACCAGCAAAAUGAAACGCUGGUGUGGACGAAGGACAUCAGGCCGCUCCAGGAGGGUGAGGUAUUGGAACUCUCGCCAGGAUGUUACGACAUGCUACACGCAAUAUCGGUAGACUGGCCCUGCCUUUCAUUCGAUAUAUACGGAGAUGAAUUGGGAGCAUGUCGAGUCGAAUACCCACACGAAUGUUAUGUCAUUGCUGGCACACAACCUGACGAUCAGUCGCUCAAAGAUGCCGCAGUACACCUUAUGAAGUGGUCUAAUCUCUCAAAUAACGAAGGUUUUGAUUUUACGGAUGAUGAGAGUGAUGAUGAAGACGCUUGCAAUCUUACAAGUAGCAGUAUUAAACACCCAGGAAUCGUAAAUCGGAUCAGAUGCUGCCCCCAAUCAAACAGGCUAGUUUCGACAAUGGCAGACUCUGGAAAAGUUUACGUCUGGGAUGUCCAUGAACAACGCACAAAUCUUGAUGAUUGUAUCACAUACCACCGUAUGGAAAAAGUGGAUCCUAUAUUCACAUGUAGUGCACAUGAGACCGAAGGCUAUGCACUUGGAUGGAGCCCCGUUGCCACAGGAACCCUGGCAACAGGCGACUGCUCUGGCGCUGUUGUACUCUGGAGCCCUAUAGAGGCUGACUGGGAAGUGGAACAAUUUUUCAAAGCUGAAGAAUCAAUAGAGGACAUACAGUGGAGCCCCAGGGAUGAUGAUGUAUUUAUAACAGCAUGUUGCGACGGAUAUGUCAGAGUACACGACUUGCGCACACCGCAAAAGGCUGUAAUGUCACUGCUUAUAUGCGAUAGCGAUGUAACAGAUGUCAACAGUAUUGCCUGGAAUCCGAACCAGACUAACUUGGUGGUCGCUGGUGAUGAAGCUGGUAUAGUGACAGUAUUUGACGUGCGCCUUUGCGAAAAACCAAUGGCACAGCUAUUUUGGCAUAAAGAACCGAUUACUAGUGUCGCAUGGCACCCAACCGAUUCUGCGGUAUGCAUCGCAAGCUCCAGAGACGACUCUAUGUCCAUCUGGGAUAUAUCUGUGGAGAAAGACGCCAGCCCUCAUAAAGAAGAGUCAGGUCAACAUAUACCACAUCAACUAUUGUUUUUGCACAUGGGACAAACGGAAAUAACAGAAGUCAUGUUCCACCCGCAGAUACCAGGGGUAAUCAUCUCCACAUCCGCGGACGGCUUCAACGUUUUCAAGUGUGUAAACGUAGACUAA
This is a messenger RNA of Babesia sp. Xinjiang, 1302 nucleotides long. It is a transcript of the gene grwd1, whose product is annotated as Glutamate-rich WD repeat-containing protein 1. The record is from RefSeq and is a predicted model, not a curated record. Gene Ontology annotation, molecular function: protein binding. NCBI's taxonomy places the organism in Eukaryota, Apicomplexa, Aconoidasida, Piroplasmida, Babesiidae. Bases 1 to 1302 code for a protein of 433 amino acids. The transcript has 4 exons.